Toxoplasma gondii ME49 is the source of this 630-nucleotide messenger RNA. Its product is annotated as Toxoplasma gondii family A protein. The transcript has a single exon. The record is from RefSeq and is a predicted model, not a curated record. The coding region runs from base 1 to 630 and encodes 209 amino acids. Lineage: Eukaryota; Apicomplexa; Conoidasida; Eucoccidiorida; Sarcocystidae.
AUGAUCUUUUCAACGGGUCAAAAACGUGACAGGAAUUUUCCUCGGGAUACAUACUCCAAAACCCGUUUGCACAAUCCAGCCCUCUGCAUGUGCCUAGUUCUUUCCUUACGCCGCUGCGUUGUAAACAGGGAAUCGGUGACAAUCAGAGCUCUUCGACUCACAAUCCUCUCCAGUGGACUCCUGCCUUACAUCUCGUCUGACACAAGUGGAAUAGUGACAGGUGAUGCGAACAUCACGGUCACGAUCUCCAAAGGCGGACUUCCUCAGGAUGUCGAGGAAGUUUUUUUUCUCCAGCCGUCUCAGAUCCUCCGUGUCAUCGACGAGACAGGGAAAGCCGUCUACAUGCCCCAGGCGAUCACUGACUCGGUUGAUGCUUCUCAGGGAUCCCGCACUGACGCUGACGUUGCUUCUUCUGAGUCGUAUUCCGCCGCGUACGCAUUCGUGAAUGGAAAAUGCGACUUUACGACGGAGAUCCAGUACAAAGAAGCAUUUCCUGACUACACGGCGCCAUUAUGGGUUCGUACUGUCUAUACUGUCCCGAAGACAGAAGCAGCCCCUUCGGAGACGGCUGCGAACUUCACGUUGACGAAUCCUCCUGCAGAGUAUUUGAACGAGUCUGUGAGUUUCUGA